Messenger RNA from Ylistrum balloti, 2745 nucleotides. RefSeq names its product mucin-6-like. Lineage: Eukaryota; Metazoa; Mollusca; Bivalvia; Pectinida; Pectinidae. The coding region runs from base 1 to 2745 and encodes 914 amino acids. The record is from RefSeq and is a predicted model, not a curated record. The transcript is spliced from 2 exons.
AUGGAACGAACUACUGGAGAGAAGGAGUUGUUGGAGCGGUACAAUAAUGUAGAGGGGCCACGUCAAGUCAAUGUGUGGUGUUUCUGGGGACCCAGCAGUCACGUCAAGACAGGGCCUGGUAAUAAUUCUUUGUCAAGCAACUAUAGGCCAGCUGGUAACCAUCCUUUGUCAACCAAUAGUAGGCCAGCUGGUAACCAUCCUUUGUCAACCAAUAAUAGGCCAGCCGUUAACAAUCCUUUGUCAACCAAUAAUAGGCCAGCUGGUAACCAUCCUUUGUCAACCAAUAAUAGGCCAGCUGGUAACCAUCCUUUGUCAACCAAUAAUAGGCCAGCUGGUAACCAUCCUUUGUCAACCAAUAAUAGGCCAGCUGGUAACCAUCCUUUGUCAACCAAUAAUAGGCCAGCUGGUAACCAUCCUUUGUCAACCAAUAAUAGGCCAGCUGGUAACCAUCCUUUGUCAACCAAUAAUAGGCCAGCUGGUAACAAUCCUUUGUCAACCAAUAAUAGACCAGCUGGUAACAAUCCUUUGUCAACCAAUAAUAGGCCAGCUGGUUACCAUCCUUUGUCAACCAAUAAUAGGCCAGCUGUUAACAAUCCUUUGUCAACCAAUAAUAGGCCAGCUGGUAACCAUCCUUUGUCAACCAAUAAUAGGCCAGCUGGUAACCAUCCUUUGUCAACCAAUAACAGGCCAGCUGGUAACCAUCAUUUGUCAACCAAUAAUAGGCCAGCUGGUAACAAUCCUUUGUCAACCAAUAAUAGGCCAGCUGGCAACAAUCCUUUGUCAACCAAUAAUAGGCCAGCUGUUAACAAUCCUUUGUCAACCAAUAAUAGGCCAGCUGUUAACAAUCCUUUGUCAACCAAUAACAGGCCAGCUGGUAACCAUCAUUUGUCAACCAAUAAUAGGCCAGCUGUUAACAAUCCUUUGUCAACCAAUAAUAAGCCAGCUGGUAACCAUCCUUUGUCAACCAAUAAUAGGCCAGCUGGUAACAAUCCUUUGUCAACCAAUAAUAGGCCAGCUGGUAACCAUCCUUUGUCAACCAAUAAUAGGCCAGCUGGUAACCAUCCUUUGUCAACCAAUAAUAGGCCAGCUGGUAACCAUCCUUUGUCAACCAAUAACAGGCCAGCUGGUAACCAUCCUUUGUCAACCAAUAAUAGGCCAGCUGGUAACAAUCCUUUGUCAACCAAUAAUAGACCAGCUGGUAACAAUCCUUUGUCAACCAAUAAUAGACCAGCUGGUAACAAUCCUUUGUCAACCAAUAAUAGGCCAGCUGGUUACCAUCCUUUGUCAACCAAUAAUAGGCCAGCUGUUAACAAUCCGUUGUCAACCAAUAAUAGGCCAGCUGGUAACAAUCCUUUGUCAACCAAUAAUAGGCCAGCUGGCAACAAUCCUUUGUCAACCAAUAAUAGGCCAGCUGUUAACAAUCCUUUGUCAACCAAUAAUAGGCCAGCUGUUAACAAUCCUUUGUCAACCAAUAACAGGCCAGCUGGUAACCAUCAUUUGUCAACCAAUAAUAGGCCAGCUGUUAACAAUCCUUUGUCAACCAAUAAUAAGCCAGCUGGUAACCAUCCUUUGUCAACCAAUAAUAGGCCAGCUGGUAACAAUCCUUUGUCAACCAAUAAUAGGCCAGCUGGUAACCAUCCUUUGUCAACCAAUAAUAGGCCAGCUGGUAACCAUCCUUUGUCAACCAAUAAUAGGCCAGCUGGUAACCAUCCUUUGUCAACCAAUAACAGGCCAGCUGGUAACCAUCCUUUGUCAACCAAUAAUAGGCCAGCUGGUAACAAUCCUUUGUCAACCAAUAAUAGACCAGCUGGUAACAAUCCUUUGUCAACCAAUAAUAGACCAGCUGGUAACAAUCCUUUGUCAACCAAUAAUAGGCCAGCUGGUUACCAUCCUUUGUCAACCAAUAAUAGGCCAGCUGUUAACAAUCCGUUGUCAACCAAUAAUAGGCCAGCUGGUAACCAUCCUUUGUCAACCAAUAAUAGGCCAGCUGGUAACAAUCCUUUGUCAACCAAUAACAGGCCAGCUGGUAACCAUCCUUUGUCAACCAAUAAUAGGCCAGCUGUUAACAAUCCUUUGUCAACCAAUAAUAGGCCAGCUGGUAACCAUCCUUUGUCAACCAAUAAUAGGCCAGCUGGUAACCAUCCUUUGUCAACCAAUAACAGGCCAGCUGGUAACCAUCCUUUGUCAACCAAUAAUAGGCCAGCUGGUAACAAUCCUUUGUCAACUAAUAAUAGGCCAGCUGGCAACAAUCCUUUGUCAACCAAUAAUAGGCCAGCUGUUAACAAUCCUUUGUCAACCAAUAAUAGGCCAGCUGUUAACAAUCCUUUGUCAACCAAUAACAGGCCAGCUGGUAACCAUCCUUUGUCAACCAAUAAUAGGCCAGCUGGUAACCAUCCUUUGUCAACCAAUAAUAGGCCAGCUGGUAACCAUCCUUUGUCAACCAAUAAUAGGCCAGCUGGUUACCAUCCUUUGUCAACCAAUAAUAAGCCAGCUGGUAACCAUCAUUUGUCAACCAAUAAUAGGCCAGCUGGUAACCAUCCUUUGUCAACCAAUAACAGGCCAGCUGUUAACCAUCCUUUGUCAACCAAUAACAGGCCAGCUGGUAAUUCUAAAAUGUGGCUAACUUAUCGUCGUUUCCGGCGGAACAUUUUCUGUGCUUUGAUUAAAUUGCCAGCUAAUCAACAGAUACCACUAAUUACAUCUCCACCGAGAGAUGGAGACAACCUUGUGGAUCAACACAAUUAA